CCGUCUCAGCUGUGUGACGUCACUGACAGCGACCGCCGGCUAUUUGCGGUAGUAUCUGGAAGUGGAGGCGCUCCGGGGACAUGGCGUCUUCAAUCUGGAAAGGGCUGGUCGGGGUCGGGCUCUUUGCUUUGGCACACGCGGCUUUUUCAGCGGCUCAGCAUCGUUCUUACAUGAGAUUGACUGAAAAAGAAGAUGAAACGUUACCAAUAGAUAUAGUCCUACAGACCUUACUGGCAUUUGUAGUCGCAUGCUACGGCAUAGUACACAUCGCUGGAGAGUUUAAAGACAUGGACGCCACUUCAGAGCUGAGGAAUAAGACGUUUGAUACUUUAAGGAACCACCCGUCAUUCUAUAUUUUCAAUCACCGGGGACGAAUAAUGUUCCAACCCCCAGAAACAGAAGAGCCCCAUCAAAAUCAGCCAGGCCUCAUAUCCAACGCAUCACUGAAGUUACGAAAACUAGAAGCAAUGCAACGCUGAAUACAGAACCGAUUUUUACAGAUGACUAUAGAACAGAACAUUGUGAUAACAUCAGAGUCUGGGGGUGUAAACUCUUUUUUUUUUUUUUUUUUUUUUUUUCUUUUCUGGAGCAGUAUUUAUAUUGAUCUUCCAGACUUUAUAAAAAUGGAAAAAUAAGGACUUAAUUUGUAUACUUCUGAGGAGGACUGUGUAGUGGUCGAGCAACGCACUGUAACUUAUUGCUGCGAUUAUGCUGUAAAGUUGUCUUUUAUCUUGGAAAUAAUACCCAAUACUGCAGCUCGAAUAAAUUGGCUUGAAUAAAGAGAAAACGGUGAGGUUUGUCCAGAAUAUGUAUGUGGUUUAUACAGAAAAGUCCCUCCAGCCAGAAAAGGGCCUCCAUACUUGUUGCUGCUCUGUAAUAGUCAUUCAUCCGCAUGUAAUCAUUAACCGCCGAGGAGGAGGAGGAGGAGGUCAUACACUGACACCAUCACCAGCCGCCUGCAAGCUGUGGAACUACAACUCUCAGCUUGCUGUGACAACAUGUAGCUAUCAGGGCAUACUGGGAGUUGUAGUUUUCACAAUAGCUGGAGAUCCAUAGUUACAGGUGAAUUAGGUUUAUUUAGAAUCUUUCCUCCCUUCUUUGUGCAGAAAAAGAUCCUUUUAAGAUGAGUUGGUUAAUGGUUUUCCUUCUAUUAAUUUGUGAUUAGACAUUAUUGCAUUAUGCCUGUAUGUUGUUGGCUCUGGACAAUAUGCUGGCGUUCUGUUAUUUUUGCUUUUCUUUAAAACAACAUGAACUUCGAACCAGAUGGACUUAAAUAAAAGAACAGUCACUGAC
This is a messenger RNA of Hyla sarda, 1293 nucleotides long. RefSeq names its product membrane magnesium transporter 1 (gene MMGT1). The coding region runs from base 81 to 479 and encodes 132 amino acids. Lineage: Eukaryota; Metazoa; Chordata; Amphibia; Anura; Hylidae. The record is from RefSeq and is a predicted model, not a curated record. The transcript is spliced from 4 exons. Gene Ontology annotation, cellular component: early endosome; Golgi apparatus; EMC complex.